Myripristis murdjan (pinecone soldierfish) is the source of this 3246-nucleotide messenger RNA. RefSeq names its product protein sel-1 homolog 3. Gene Ontology annotation, molecular function: protein binding. NCBI's taxonomy places the organism in Eukaryota, Metazoa, Chordata, Actinopteri, Holocentriformes, Holocentridae. Bases 21 to 3086 code for a protein of 1021 amino acids. The transcript is spliced from 23 exons. The record is from RefSeq and is a predicted model, not a curated record.
AUGAAACGACAGUGUGGACCAUGGAUUAUCAUAGACUGUACAAAUACAUCUGUCAGUUUUGCUUCAGUAUACAGAUUGUCUGGGGUUUAAAUGAGGUGACGCUCCUGAAUCCUCCAGAGGAGCCUGUAUCAGACUAUCUUUUGAAGGUACUUUACUCCUGUGAUAAACCCUCAGGAGUGCAGCUGGAGAGUGUUAUUUCUUUUGACUCUGGCAUUACCUCCACACUUGUGCUCAGACAGUGGAGUUGUGUGCCCAGCAGCAUCAAAAUAAGGACUCUGAAGUUGAGCUUGCCAGAUUGGUUGGUGUUCAAAGCCGAUGGGAUAGUUCCAGACUCACAGUGGGUGCUGAGCUGCAUCCUUCGAGCGUCAGUCGAGUCCAGUGGAUCUGAUGUCAGUGAGCAGGCUGUCCUGGAUCAGGAUGUGGCGAGCCUGGAGCCUAAACCCCCUCUCAGUCGUCCUCUCAAGCAGCAUCAACUCUGCCUUCCCUGGAGUACACAGAUGCUCCAAAUAAACCCCCAGUCUUCAAAGACACAAUGCCCACUGGAGAAAGAAACGGUGCCUUUGCUGUCCUCAAUAUACGCUUCGACUGGAGAAAACUUUGGCAUCACUAAGAUGUUGGACGCUCACAGCAGUGAGGUUCUGGAGUUCCUGCGUUUCAAGGCGGUCUCUUCUCCAUGGUGUAUGUUUUCCAUCUGGAUAUUAGUGUCGAGACACUGUCAGGAAAGAAUGUGUGGAGUUUUUUACCACCUGGACUCCCACAAUAACUACAUCACACCUGCACUGCUUCUCUCAAGAUCAGGCCAGCUACAUGUCCAGAUGAGCGGAGAGUCUGGGGAAUCCUCUGCAUUCCUCUGUCCUUUCACAGUGCCUCUAAGUCAGUGGUGCCAAGUCAAUUUGGUUUUGCGUGGUCAAAUUGUUACUGUCUCCAUGAUGUGCAUAGAUGAGGAGCAGCGGACAGUUCACUCUACAGAGCACAUAUUCAAACAUGCUUUGGUGCUGGAUGACACAGAGGGAUAUUUUGUGAUUGGAGGAGGAAAAUUUAUCAGAGGAGUGGAAGGUUUUUAUGGGCCAGUGGUUUACUACCGCAACAGAGUACCUUCCUACAACAUGUCUGAAGUCGUUGUGCCAGACCUUAUUGAGACUGUGAACCUGACUGGAUGGCUGAAGACCUGUCAGCGUUUUCAUCUUGAGUUAAAUGUGAAAAUCAGUGGAUAUUCCCUCAAGGCCAAGCAGAAGGCAGAGUCUGAGAGUUGUAUGGAUGUUUAUCAUAACUGGAGGGUAAAAGAUUCACAUCCAUUAAAACGGUGUGAGCUGUGGGAAGCGAGUGUGCCUCAGAGACGAUAUGCUGCAAAACUGGCUGAAUUGUUGGCUUUUAAACAUGGGGGAAAGGGAGUUAGCCUGGCAGCAGUGGGCAGAGCCCUGUACUCCUUGUCACUUCAUAAGUUGGGCAAAGCCAGCAGCCUUGGAGUAGUGAGCAGAAUAUUACCUCUUUUGCUCCAAGCUGGCUGCUUAGCAGAUAACCAAGCCCUGCACUUGUCAUCUGUGAUCUACAGUGCUGGCCUGGGAGUCAAGAAACAGCCCAAUAAGGCAUGGCUGCUGACUCUGCUGGCAGCCCAGAGGGACUACAGACUGGCACUUCUGCACCUUGGGCACCUGCACCACACGGGCGACCACGGCGUGAACCAGGACCCAGACCUGGCCUAUGCAUAUUAUGCUAACAUUGCUAAACAGACAGCCUUAGACCGCCAGAAUCCCUCAUCCCAACAGGCGACUGUCGAGUCUAUUUACUUGAACAAUGAGGAGAUGCUGAACCUCCAGACCAAUGAGAACCACCAUAUCUUCCACUGGCUGAAACUACAGGCCCGCCACGGAGCAGCCGAGGCUGAGCAAGCCAUUGGCCGCAUGCUGUUCUGGGGUCAGCAGGGAGUGACUGCAAACAUCCAGAAGGCUGUGAGACACUAUGAGAGGGGAGCUGUCCAACUGGAGGACCCAGUGUCAAUCUAUGACUAUGCCAUCGUCCUGUUGCAGGGUCACGGGGUUGAAAAAGAUGUCCCAAGAGCUGUCACUUUGCUGAAGAGAGCAAUGGACCAGGGCUUUGCUCCUGCAUUCAAUGCCCUUGCCUGGUACUAUGAGCAGUAUGAGAGAGACUAUGAGCGUGCGGUGCAGCUGUGGGAACAGGCUGACCUCCGUGGCAGUCCAGAUGCUGCAAUGAAUCUUGGUGUCAUGUACUCCCAAGGCCAGUAUCCUGGCAAAGCUGCAGACCAGUUCAUGGCCUAUAAGUACUAUCUGAAGUCUGCCGGGAGAGGCCACAUCAGUGGAGCGAUUCACCUUGCUGAUAUGUGGACCACUGGGAUUCCUGGCUAUGUGAACAGGCGGCCAUCUGAUGCCGUACUGUGGGUCAAGUGGGCAGCGGAGCAGAAUGGAUACCUGGGCAGCGUCUUACAGAAAGCCUUGGCCUCUUAUCUCAAGAGUGACAGGUUGAUGUCAGUGUUAUAUUACCUGAUAGCUGCUGAGUCAGGGUAUGCAGCAGGUCAGUUUAACGUUGCAUAUCUGUGUGAACAAAAUACGGGAAGUUUUCUGGAUGCAGCUUUUGCAUCAGACUGUAUGUGGAGGUAUUACAACCUUACCAUCCAGAGUCAAAAUCCUGACACUUAUGCACUAAUUAGAGUGGGUGACUUGUUGUAUGAGGGCCAGAAUGAGAGAGAGAAAGACUUGUCCUCUGCAGCACAGAUGUACAAACUGGCAGCACUAAGGGAGGAUCCACAGGGCUGGUACAGCCUUGGGCUACUUGCUGAGGAGGGUUACAGGCUGCCGCUGUCACUGUUGAUUGACUUGGACCUUCCAGAGCUUUACCUGGCAGACGACACUUUGCUCCUAACUACUUUAUACAAAAGGUGCAGAGAUUCAGAAGGUACAGAGUCCUACUUGCCCUGCAGUCUUGCCCUCUUCAGUGUUUACCUGCAUUCAUUCCAACAGGACUACAGUGCGGCUAUCAAGUUCUGCAGUGCUGUUGCAGUGGCCGCAGCUCCACCGAUACUUUUAAUCAUCCUUGGUGUCCUCAGGAGGCGUGGCCUGUCUCUUCACUAGCACCAUGACUCUUAUCGAGGCCGGCCGUGCACUGACCUGAAUGACUCAACAAUAUCAGAAACCAACAAAGACAAACUGGCACAGCAACUGCACAUCAAUACUUUGAGUCACAAUCUAUUUGCACUGGAGGAUCGCUAUCUGUAAAAGACAAUAGUGUGAC